GGAAUUACUGGAACGCGGCUUCUUUUGUUACAUCAUCAUCCUACCUUCACUUCUCCACCUUCCAAGGGGAAACCAGCGCAGACAUCUCUUUCUAUUUCAAAACAUCGGCCUCGGAUGGGGUGUUUCUUGAGAAUCUGGGCAACACUGACUUCAUCAAACUGGAGCUGAAAUCUGCUACGGAGGUUUCCUUUUCAUUUGAUGUUGGAAAUGGGCCGGUGGAAAUCAUCGUUAGAUCUCCCAACCAGCUCAAUGAUGACCAGUGGCAUCGGGUCAACGCUGAGAGGAAUGUCAAACAGGCCAGCCUGCAGGUAGACCAGUUACCCCUGGAGGUCCGAAAAGCGCCAACAGAAGGACACACACGGCUGGAAUUGUACAGCCAGCUCUAUGUUGGUGCUGCAGGAGGCCAGCGAGGUUUCCUAGGUUGCAUUCGUUCAUUAAGGAUGAACGGGGUGACCCUAGACCUGGAAGACAGAGCGAAAGUCACGCCAGGGGUGAAGCCUGGCUGCUCAGGCCAUUGCACCAGCUAUGGGAUGUACUGUGCAAACGGUGGGAAAUGUGUGGAGAAAUACAAUGGCUACUCCUGUGACUGCUCCAGAACUGCCUAUGAUGGACCAUUUUGCAUUAAAGAUGUUGGAGCAUUUUUUGAAGAGGGAAUGUGGCUUCGUUACAACUUCCACUCCCCAGGGACUAGCAUGAAAGAUUUAGUUAGCCGAACACUUUUGAGUUCAACAGAUCCUGAGAUCACAGCACCUGACCUCAACUUGAAUAAAGAAGAGCUCAGCUUCAGCUUCAGUACCACCAAGUCCCCUUGCGUCUUAUUGUACAUCAGCUCCUACACCCAGGACUUCAUGGCUGUGCUUGUCAAGCCAUCUGGGAAUCUGCAAAUUCGGUACAACCUGGGAGGCACCAAAGAGCCAUAUAACAUUGAUGUUGACCACAGAAACAUGGCUAAUGGACAGCCCCAUACUGUGAACAUCACACGGAAUGGACGGGACAUAGUGCUGCAGCUUGAUCACUAUCCUCCAACAAGUUACAGCCUGCCAACAGCUUCUGACAUUCAGUUCAAUUCCCCAAAGGCACUAUUCCUAGGAAAAGUUAUAGAAAUUGGGAAGAUUGACCAAGAUAUAUAUAAAUACAACACCCCAGGAUUCACUGGCUGCCUAUCAAGAGUACAGUUCAACCAGAUUGCUCCACUCAAAGCAGCUCUGAGACCUACCAACACCUCCUCUCACGUCCACAUCCAAGGAGAACUGGUGGAAUCCAACUGCGGAGCGUCUCCACUCACCAUCCCGCCAAUGUCAGCUGCUACUGACCCGUGGCAUUUAGACUCAGCCAGUGCUGAUUUCCCAUACAACGGUCAAGCUAUAGGAGAUGGAGUUAACAGAAACUCUGCCAUUAUUGGAGGUGUCAUCGCAGUGGUGAUCUUCACCAUCCUCUGCACCUUGGUGUUCCUGAUCCGCUACAUGUUUCGCCACAAGGGAACCUACCACACCAACGAGGCCAAAGGGGCAGAGUCAGCCGAGAGCGCCGACGCUGCCAUCAUGAACAAUGACCCCAACUUCACGGAGACCAUUGAUGAGAGCAAGAAGGAGUGGCUUAUCUAA
Molecule: messenger RNA, 1604 nt
Organism: Chaetura pelagica (chimney swift)
Lineage: Eukaryota; Metazoa; Chordata; Aves; Apodiformes; Apodidae
Product: contactin-associated protein-like 2
Exons: 9
Source: RefSeq, a predicted model, not a curated record